Molecule: messenger RNA, 1807 nt
Organism: Exophiala viscosa
Lineage: Eukaryota; Fungi; Ascomycota; Eurotiomycetes; Chaetothyriales; Herpotrichiellaceae
Product: agmatinase 1
Exons: 6
Coding region: 357-1580 (407 amino acids)
Molecular function (GO): agmatinase activity; metal ion binding
Source: RefSeq, a predicted model, not a curated record
GGAAGUGCGAUGCCGUCAUGCACUGGUCAUCUUUGCGGGGCAGACUAUCGAUAGUCGCUCUGUUUGCUGCUUGGGAGAAGCCCGUCGCCGAAUGCGAACCUGCAUGUUUUAGGUAACAGGAACCAGGAAGCUAAACAUCAAGUCCAAGCAGCUAGGUAGGUUUAUCUGCAGGAACUCGAGUCGAAUCGUCAUUUGCCGGAGCUGCUGCAGCUUGGCUGAUCACUUUCCAUUACGAGUACUUUACUCUCCGACUGCUUCGCGGGGUGGUGUUUUUUUUUUGUGAAAGCUCCCCCUCACUCCUCCUACCCUCUCAUUCCCUACUAUUCGUGAAGCUUGCUGGUGGUCGUUUCGCAAAUAUGCUUCUCAAGUCCCUUGCCUUGCUGGCGUGUGCCAGCUGUGCUCUUGCCCACGGUGACCACGAUCACAACCAGGAACCCAUCUCUGGACCCCACAAGUCGUUGUGGUACAACACCAUUCCAGGUGAUGGAGGUACACAGGCUGAUUCAGUGUUCUCCGGAAUCUCGACCUUUGGCCGACUCCCCUACUUCCCUUGCUUGGCUAGCGACGAGGAGAAAUAUGACAUUGCGUUCAUAGGCGCACCGUUCGACACGGGAACAUCAUACAGACCUGGUGCUCGUUUCGGGCCCAGCGGGAUCAGACAAGGUUCUCGACGCCUCAAUCUCUAUGGCGGGUACAAUGUGCCCAUGGAUGCCAACCCCUUCAACUUCUGGGGCAAAGUCAUUGACUGCGGUGACAUCCCUGUUACUUCAUAUGACAACCACUACGCCCUUCAGCAAAUUGAAGAAGGCCACAACGCACUCCUCACCCGCACGCCCUACACUGCCGCCAAAGAGCCCGGCAUCAGCAAGUCCGGCAAGACGCUCCCCCGUCUCAUCACGCUCGGAGGUGACCACACCAUCACCCUUCCCCUGCUCCGCAGCAUCAACCAGGCCUACGGUCCCAUCAGCGUAAUCCACUUCGACUCCCAUCUCGAUACCUGGAAACCCAAGGUUUUCGGCGGUGCACCGUCCAAGCAAGCAGCAAUCAACCACGGCACAUACUUCUACUGGGCCAGUGAAGAGGGUCUCUUGGCCAACGACAGCUCCAUCCACGCCGGUAUUCGCACAACCCUGUCCGGCCCCUCAGACUACGACAACGACGGAUACUGUGGCUUCACGCGCGUCGAGGCCCGCGAAAUCGACACCAUCGGCAUCAACGGCAUCAUCGAACGGAUCAGAAGUCGCGUCGGUACCAAGAACCCUGUCUACCUAUCCAUUGACAUUGAUACUCUUGACCCAGCGUUCGCGCCUGCCACCGGAACACCAGAGACGGGAGGCUGGACCACACGUGAACUGCGCACAAUUAUCCGUGGUCUCGAGGGGAUCAACUUCGUGGCUGCGGAUCUUGUCGAAGUCGCGCCCGCGUAUGAUACCAAUGCUGAGUUGACGACGAUGGCGGCGGCGGAUGUGCUGUACGAGGUCAUGACUAUUAUGGUCAAGAACGGUCCUCUGACUCUCAAUGCCACGCAGGCAGACAAGGAGCCUAAAGUGAUUGUGGACAACGAGAUCAAGAGAUGGUAAAGGUGGAGACCCUAUGGGUACGCGAGGACUGAGGUCACCCAAUUACUACGCAAGGCGCCAGUUGGGCUUAAUCUUUGUUGGGCUCUCUGGAGAGACGGCAAGAAGUCAGAGCAGACCUACAUAGAGAAGUUGCAAUAUAGUAGGGGCAGACAAAAUGAAAAGCUGGAAAAGCAAAUCAAAACGAGGGAAAUUGUGCAAACAAGGAACUCUUUCAAUGAUUAACGGUC